UCUUUACUCUAUGCUUCUCCGGCACUAUUUGUAUACUAUGGCUAUUUCAGACACCAAUAUUGACGCCAAGGAUCGCACUCGUCGGGGAUCCGCGUCAUCAAACCACAGCCCCGAUCAUCAGGAUACCGACAACAGCGACGCCUCCCUGGAUGCCAGCGGCACCACCAGCGAUAGCGAUGCUAGCUCUCUACAGUUUGUACGCAACUUGGUCAUUCCGGCAAAGUACAGGCGCACUGUGAAGCAUAGCCCGAGGGCUGUGGCUGCGAGAGCUACGAAUUACGGCAGUGCCUCUACCAGUAGGCAGUCCCAACUAUCACCUGCAGAAGUCCACUUGAUGCCCUUGCUAAAGCGCAGCGCCGAGAACGACGAGUUGCAGACACCACGUGCCCGCACACGUACCACGGUGGCGGCACGCAUGCGUGAUACCGAGCGCACGGUGCAUCGCUCUGCCGCCAUGACGUCAACCAAGAAAGCGUUCUUCCUCUUGCUGAAAUCACGGAUUCCGCACGGCUACAGUGAGAUUGGCCGCCGCUUACCGGGAUUUGCUUGUGCUGGCACGAUCUUUGUGGCCACCAAUAUCCGCGACCUCUUCAAUGCAGCAACAGACUGCCAGUACCGCUAUUCGCUCAGCUUCUGGGGGCUCUCGUCGUUUGCGCUGUUUGGCGACUUGUUUGUGCUUGGCGGCAUCGUCUAUGUCUUUGUCAUGGAUAUCAAGAAAAUCAGUACGCUGGGCACAGGCUUUGUGCGCAAGUUCAACCCCGAGGACUAUUCGCUGUUCCUGGGCACUGCCGCGUACACCUUUGAAGGGUACGCGAUGAUCCUGCCUAUUGCUGACUCGAUGCGCAAACCAGAAAAGUUCCCGCAGAUCCUGACCAUCGUCAUGGCUCUGUGUGGCCUCAUCACCGUCACCAUCGGCUCUGUAUCCUAUUUAGCAUACGGUGAAGAGACGGAGGCAAUUAUUCUGCUCAAUAUGCCCUCUGGUACAGCAGCAACCUUGACUGUGCAGCUCCUGUACUCGAUUGCUAUGCUGCUGACAAAUCCUCUGAUGGUGUACCCGGCUAUUCGUACCCUCGAGCACUGGCUGUUCCCGCGCCGCUCCGGAAAGCACAACGUGGGCGUGAAGAUGCAAAAGAAUGCAUUCCGUACGUCAUUCCUGCUGGCCGUUACUGCAAUUGCUGUGUUUGGAUUGGACCGACUCGAUAAGCUUGUGGCAAUCAUCGGCGGCUCUGGCAUGCCUGUCGCAAGGACAACCCGUGCCAAGGUCAUUGAUCUGGCACUUGCGGGCUUUGGCGUGGUUGCAUGUGUCUAUGUCACAUACAACGCUAUUAAGAGAUGGGGUAUCGCAGUGCCGCCGUCCUGAUUUCUGCGAUCUCACACCAUGAAAUUACGAUGUGAAAUGACGAACCUUGGCAUGCUCUGGGUUGACUUGUAUACCAAUAUGCAUAUACUUUUCAGAGUGGGGAGGGCAGCCAAAUAUGUCCAGCCGGACUCAUUGUUUCUCUAUUCAGUAAAUGGCAUUAUUCC
Molecule: messenger RNA, 1524 nt
Organism: Linderina pennispora
Lineage: Eukaryota; Fungi; Kickxellomycota; Kickxellomycetes; Kickxellales; Kickxellaceae
Exons: 6
Coding region: 38-1360 (440 amino acids)
Biological process (GO): amino acid transmembrane transport
Molecular function (GO): amino acid transmembrane transporter activity
Source: RefSeq, a predicted model, not a curated record